AUGGCGACCGACAGCUCCAUCUCCAAGGCGAAGCUGCACGAGACAUUCGACGCAUUGCCGAACCUCAUUGAUGUGCUCAAGGACGUGCUGUCGGCCAGCUCCACCCAGGAGACCAUGAGAAUUGGAGACAUCUCGGCCUCGGCGGUGUCAGUGAAGCAGAAGUACACGGACGCACUGGAGCUAUUGCGCUCGCUGCCCGGCACCGACACCUCGCUAGAGGAGCAGGAAACAGCCAUAGCAGAUGCGAAAGUGGAGCUCAAGCGCAUAUCCGACGUCGUGGAGCUGUACAGCAACACGCUGUAUCGCGGAACGGACGAGCCACGUGCCGAGAUUAACGACGCCUUCUCCCGCAAGAGUCUUCUCAAGUGAUCGACAUGAACGACCUUGACAACCUCACCCAACGAAGUAAUAUAUGGAGACCUUGUUGGUCAUUUAAAAACACC
Molecule: messenger RNA, 443 nt
Organism: Phytophthora infestans T30-4
Lineage: Eukaryota; Oomycota; Peronosporomycetes; Peronosporales; Peronosporaceae
Exons: 4
Coding region: 1-369 (122 amino acids)
Biological process (GO): regulation of transcription by RNA polymerase II
Cellular component (GO): mediator complex
Molecular function (GO): transcription coregulator activity
Source: RefSeq, a predicted model, not a curated record